AUGCCUCGUUCUUCUCGUACAUGUGAAUUGAUUUUUAUCCCAGAAGUAGAGAAGACUGCGCGCCAAACUAGGAAAGAGACUAGACAAUUCAGGGAGGAGCAAUUUAACACUGUAUCUCAGAGAUUGGAUCCAGAUGUUGAGUCAACAAAUUUGAGUUGUGAAAAUUUAAAUGACCCAAGCCAAGAGGACAUCCCUAUGGCGAAUGCAAGAACACUAAGGGAGUUGGCUGCUCCAGAAUUACCCCAGCAGCCUUUGUGCAUCACAUUCCCAACUUUUGCUGAAAAUACCUCAUUCGAAUUGAAGUCAGGAUUAAUUCACCUCCUACCCACGUUCCACGGCCUCUCAGGUGAAGAGCCCUAUAAACACAUCCAGGAGUUCGAUGCGGUAUGCUCUAGUAUGAAGCCUCCAGGAAUUACUGAGGAGCAGAUCAAACUCAGGGCCCUUCCUUUCUCCCUCAAGGAUGCAGCGAAAGAUUGGCUGUACUACCUACCUGCAGGUAGUAUCACCACAUGGGCCCAAUUUAAGAAGAAAUUUUUGAAAAAAUUCUUCCCUGCGUCCCGGGCUGCGAUUCUAAGAAAAGAGAUGUGCGGCAUUAAGCAGUACCCUGGAGAAUCCCUAUACGACUAUUGGGAGAAGUUCAAUAAGUUGUACGCUAGAUGCCCACAGCAUCAAAUUAGUGAACAACUAUUGAUCCAAUACUUCUAUGAGGGCCUCCAGUCGUCUGAUAGGAGUAUCAUUGAUGCCGCAAAGAAUUCUCAACAAUUUGGUUUCCGUGAGAGUAACCCUACUCGUAGGGUUAAUGAGGUGGAGACAUCGUCCAUUCAGCAGCAGCUAUCGGAGCUAACUUCCUUCUUUCGACAAUUAGCUGUGGGGAACGUGCACCAAGCAAAGGUCUGUGGAAUCUACACAAAUUUGGGCCACCCCACCGACUCAUGCCCUAUGUUGCAAGAUGAGGGGGCUGAACAAAUGAACAUGGUUGGAGGCGUGCCCGCGCCUCGAAAAUCGUACGAUCCAUACUCAAACACGUACAAUCAGGGGUGGAGAGACCACCCCAAUUUCAGCUAUGGGAAUAGGCCACAGAAUUCAUUGUCCAAUCGUCCACCCGGAUUCCAGCAACCAUGGCAACCAAAGCCACAACCUUCGUCAUCUAACUCAGGAAGUUCUUUGGAGGAUAUUGUCAAGAGCCUGGCCACGAUCAUUACUCAAUUCCAGCAGGAGACCAGAGCGGGCAUGAAAAAUCUGGAGAUUCAAAUAAGUCACAUGGCAACCGCGAUUAAUCGCUUGGAGUCCCAAGUUUUUGGAAAAUUACAAUCACAACCCGAGGCAAAUCUCAGGAAUGUAAGUGCCAUGACAUUAAGGAGUGGCAAAGAGGUGGAGGGAUUUAAGUUGGUAAAUUCAAAAAGCAAAAGUGAUGAGGAGAUUGAAGAAGAAGGGCGCAUUCGCGAAAAUCCUAAGGUAAAAUUUACUCUUUCAACUCCUAUUAAAUCUAACUUACCUCCUUUUCCUUGCAAGUUGGAAAAGACAAAGAAGCAAAAUAAGGAAAAGGAGAUUUUAGAGGUGUUUCGAAAGGUGGCAAUCAAUAUCUCUUUGUUGAACGCGAUCAAGCAAGUGCCAAAAUACGCUCAAUUCUUGAAAAACUUGUGCAUCAACAAGAAGAAGUUGAGGGGGGAUGAACAGAUUGUGGUAGGUAAGAACGUUUCAGUGAUUUUACAAAGGAAACUACCACCUAAAUGCGGAGAUCCAGUUUCAGUUCCUUCGUUUCCUCUUUUCUUGUUAGUCCACCGCGCACAACACGUCGUCGUGGCGUGCUCCUCUUACCAUGCUCCUCCUGCUAGGGAUUCCCAAUACCGUGCCCUCCAAGACUCUAUCUAUGACUUGGGGGACCAAGUUGAGGGACUAGGUGCUCGCCUUGCAGCGAUGCAGGUUUUCGCCCGUAUUCAAGCAAAGAAUCAAGCUGCUUUCUUUGCUCAUAUUGGAUUCACUCCACCUCAUCCUUCUCAGCCUUAG
Messenger RNA from Coffea eugenioides, 2007 nucleotides. RefSeq lists its product as uncharacterized. The transcript has 3 exons. Lineage: Eukaryota; Viridiplantae; Streptophyta; Magnoliopsida; Gentianales; Rubiaceae. The coding region runs from base 1 to 2007 and encodes 668 amino acids. The record is from RefSeq and is a predicted model, not a curated record.